AUGAUAUGUAAGGACAAUUUGCCAUUAUCAUGUGUUGAAAAAAAAGGCUUGCAAAAACUUAUGCGCACAGCAUGCCCUCUUUAUAAACUGCCUUCCAGAAAAAAGGUAACUCAUAUGAUAGAAAAUCGAUAUAAUAGCACAAAAGCAUUUCUUAUGAAAUCCUUGACUGAGCAAAAUUUUUUAUGUUUUACAAGUGAUAUACUUACUCUCACUAAUUCUACAAGGAGCUUCUUAGUAUUAACAGUUCAUUUUAUUGACAACGUUAAGGGAUCGCCUAUCCUUCAAAAUGUAAGCUUAUGUGCGCAGAGACUGACUCAGGCUCAUUCAGGACAGUACGUAAAAGAAUGCUGGGAAGAAAUUUGUGAAGAAUUUCGUAUAGACAAAAAUAAAAUCGUGGCCAUUACAACUGAUGGGGGUGCAAAUAUAGGGGCGGCAGUGCGAUUGUUUUUAGGGAACGAUCGCAGAAUUUCGUGUAUGGCACAUUGUUUAAAUCUUAUUGUUGAUGGGGUGUUAAAAGAAAAUCACGCAUUUUCAGCUCUUUGCGAUCACGUAAAGAGCAUUGUGACAUAUUUUAAACAAUCUGUAAAUGCUAUGGAUCAAUUACGCUCUGAACAAGAAGUAUCUGGAAUGCAAGAAGGGGAGGUGUUGACAUUAACACAAGCCAUCACCACAAGAUGGAACUCGUGCUUUGACAUGUUAAAAAGAUUUAUCACUCUUUCUGCACUAGUAGCUAAAAUUUUAGCUACUAAAAGUCAGACAAGCCGAAAUACCCCCGACAUGGUCGCAACUUCUCAAUUAAAUAUUAUACGAGAUAUUGUGGCUAUUUUAGGCCCAUUCAAAGAAGCCACGGAAGAAAUAAGUGGGGGUAAUUAUGUGACUUCCAGUUUAGCCAUUCCGGUUACAAAUUUGAUUCGCCAAGCAGUGGAAACUAUAAGUCCAUCUACAAGUUUGGGGCUAAUUGUUAAAGAGGCUCUUCUCAAAAAAGUUCAAGAAAGACUGGUACCUUUACAAGAAAAUUCAUAUUUGUCCGCAGAAACAAUAUUAGAUCCGCGUUUUAAAAAAAUUCAUUUCAAUUCACCAAUUGCGGUUUCACAUGCCAUAACCAAAAUUAGUAAUGAUAUUCGCAGCGAACACCGUCGCAGGGGUCAACUUUCCCCUGAUCUUAGAACGAUCCAAAUAGAUAAAGCGCAAGAAAAAACUGAGAGUUCAAUUUGGUCUGGGCAUGAAAAAUUAUUAUCCCAAUCAACAAUCGUGCCCGAGGUCCCGAGCUCUGGCUCUGUGCCCAAUGAACUCAAGCAAUAUCUUGAUCAACCUCUCCUUGAGAGAAAGGCUGAUUCAAUAAAAUUUUGGACAAAUUGCCAACAUUUUACGCCAGUUCUUUCAGAAGUUGCCCUUAAAUACUUAAUUUGCCAGGCUUCUUCGGUCUCUUCUGAAAGAGUUGCAUCAGCUGUGAAUAUAACUGUACCCGACAACAGAAGCCGCUUGACAGGAGAGCACGUCAAACAGAGAGUGCUACUAAUGUCAAUUUCGGAUGAAUAUUGGUUUGAUUAA
Molecule: messenger RNA, 1551 nt
Organism: Parnassius mnemosyne (clouded apollo)
Lineage: Eukaryota; Metazoa; Arthropoda; Insecta; Lepidoptera; Papilionidae
Source: the annotation of a GenBank genome assembly